ACACCUGGAAAGAUUUGUCUUAUUUUAUGUAUUUAUUUUACUUCUUUGAGAAGAAAUAUCAAAUACUCCAUCAUCAAUCCUGCAGAUUUUUGGGGGACUCUCUUCCUACGUGACGUUUAGGGUUUCUGCUUGUGAAUCAGCCUCCCAAACGUGAUUUUGGAACAAGGAUUUUGAGGUAUGGGGAAGAGGAAAUCCAGAUCAAAGCCACCACCUAAGAAGCGGAUGGACAAGCUUGACACCGUCUUUAGCUGUCCUUUCUGCAACCAUGGAACCAGCGUUGAAUGCCGCAUUGAUAUGAAGAACUUGAUUGGGGAAGCCUCCUGCAGAAUAUGUGAAGAGAGCUUCAGUACCACCAUCACAGCUUUGACCGAGCCCAUUGACGUAUAUAGCGAAUGGAUUGACGAAUGUGAACGGGUUAACAACCUUGAAGACGACGGUGCUUAGGGGCUUUGAACACUGGUUCCAGUGCUGGAGUAGCUAUUAAUAACGGAGCCGGGGAUUAUCUUAGUUUUAAUACUCUUGACACAUGGUAUCUAAUUCCGUGUUAGUGUGAGAGAAUAAUUUGUAAGCAUUUCAAGGUAACCACAUUAGGAAUGUGCCCUACGUAGGUGAUCCAAAUAUCAAAUGCUCCAAUGCAUUGUGCUGUAAUACUUAAGAUUUAUGUGCUGAUAUAUUGUGAUGUAUGAUAAAAUAUGUUGAUUA
Messenger RNA from Carya illinoinensis, 702 nucleotides. Its product is annotated as transcription elongation factor 1 homolog. Lineage: Eukaryota; Viridiplantae; Streptophyta; Magnoliopsida; Fagales; Juglandaceae. Gene Ontology annotation, cellular component: transcription elongation factor complex. The record is from RefSeq and is a predicted model, not a curated record. The coding region runs from base 178 to 444 and encodes 88 amino acids. Gene Ontology annotation, molecular function: RNA polymerase II complex binding. Gene Ontology annotation, biological process: transcription elongation by RNA polymerase II. The transcript is spliced from 5 exons.